Messenger RNA from Cooperia oncophora, 1077 nucleotides. The record is from the annotation of a GenBank genome assembly. Lineage: Eukaryota; Metazoa; Nematoda; Chromadorea; Rhabditida; Trichostrongylidae.
AUGGAUGUGCAGCAAAUAGCUGCUCAUGGUUCUACGAUCAUAUUCGUCCUGGCGGCAAUAGUGAACAUCAUCUUUAUCUUCAUGAUAAGGAAUGGAAUGCGUAGCGCUGUUGGUCAAGUCUAUAAAAAUAUUAUGACUUGUUUUGCAGCGUGCAAUAUCACUUUUGCAUCCGUAGAAUUCAUGGUUAAACCUGGCAUUCAUAUAUACGGUACUUCUCUGAUGACAUACAGUCACGGUAUUUUCGGUACAGCAAAGCCAUGGGGUUUUUUAUCCCUCUGCUUAUUCAUAGGAAUGUAUGGUGUGAAUACCGCACUACUAGCGCUUCACUUCGUCUACAGAUACAUUUUCCUUUGCAGACAGCGUUUGUUAAGUAUCUUCGAUGGAGCAGCUACCAUCGCAGUCGUGACUUUAUCUGUGCUUUCAUGGGGUUUCGUCUAUGGCCUCAUUACAUUUUAUUGUUUUGAUGCCACUGAAGACUAUUACAAAUAUGCCAGCCCAUCGGUUUACGCAAAGCUCGGAAUAGAUGCUCACAGUCUGUCAUUCUUCUGCAUCUUCACUCACGAAGUGAAUGGCGACACCACAACCAUCCACUGGAAUUCAGCAGUAGGGCUAAGCAUGAUCUAUGCUAUGAUGAUUGUUACCUUUUCCAUCAUGACAGUCUGCGGGAUUAAAAUGAACCAAACUCUGAAGAAGUCCUCAAUGAGUCAACAGUCGAAAGCGUUACAAACUCAGCUGCUAAAAGCGCUAGUUGUACAGGCUUUGACACCGUUUAUCUUUUCAUACCUAUCUCGAGUUGUGAUGUACACCAGCGUCGUUUUGGGAAUUCAACCACUACGAAUAUACCAAUUUAUGCCUUUGGUUGUUACUAGCUACACGGUUAUCGACCCAAUCGCGAUCAUGUUCUUCGUAUGUGACUUUCGAAGGAAUCUGAAGAAAUGCGUGAGAGUCAGGCUCUGUGCGAGGAAGAAUUUUCAAGUGCAAUCUGUGGCGACACCAAGUCAACGGACUCCCGUAUUUUUUAAAACUAACGGUGCAGUAUCAGGAAUCGCAGCAGCUGAACAUGCUAAAACUGUGUAG